Molecule: messenger RNA, 1959 nt
Organism: Cryptosporidium ubiquitum
Lineage: Eukaryota; Apicomplexa; Conoidasida; Eucoccidiorida; Cryptosporidiidae
Exons: 1
Coding region: 1-1959 (652 amino acids)
Source: RefSeq, a predicted model, not a curated record
AUGAAAUGGUCAAUUUUAAUAAGUCAUUCACUUUUCGUAUUAUCCCCAUAUUUGAUUUUUAUUUUCACAAUUUACCUACCUUUAUGUAUAAUUCUUCCUAAAUUCUACUUUGAAACCGUUUUAAUACGUACUUGGAUUCUUUGGAUACCUAUAAUUAAAGCCAUUAUUUCAGUUUACAAUUCUUUAUCUGGUGAAUAUUACCUUAAAAACACACAAAUUAACAGAGUUAUUUCAGUACUUGAAAAAUAUAACAAUACUGACAUAAUUUUAGGCCUACUAGAAACUAUUUCCUGUCGUAUUGGAAGUAGAUAUAGAAGAUCAUCUUUAGCACGGAAUUCAAAUAGUUCUAUAACACUAUUAAAUUCACAAAGUUCAAUGGCAAAAGAAAUUAUACAAAUUAAAAUAAUGCAAUGUUGGCUUGACUACUUUAAUUUAUGGCUUAUUUACUUUUUUCUACAAAAUUACAUCCUUGGAAACAGUAUUAAGUACAUUUCAAGCAUUACAAUCAGUUAUUUCAAAGUAGUAAAUAUAUUAAUAUUGAAUAUUAUUGAUAACUUUUCAAGUUCAAAUUUGAAACUAGUCUUUUUUGCAAGUAAAUAUAAACCUGUAUCUGUCUUAAUACAGUUUCUUAGACCUAUCUUCAUGUUUCCGGCCAAUAUAAUAAAGUAUAUUCUCAUUUUAACUAUUAACAUGAACUGGAAAUAUUUACUCAUUUCAGUUGUUGUUUUGAAUAUAUUACUUCAGAUAAAGUUCAUUCAAGAUCAUGACAGCUGUUUUUCGAUAAUAUUCAAAGACUCCAGGAUUAAUAUUGGUAUUGGCUCCAGUGGAAGUUGUCAGAGACUUGAUGAUAAUGGUGAUGAUGGUGAUGAUGAUGAUUACGAUGGUGAUGAUGAUGAUUAUGGUGAUGAUAAAGAUGAUGAAAAUGGAGAUCGAAAUGAGGAUUAUGAAAAAUAUGGUUACGAAGGCCAAGAUGAAGAAGAUUAUUCCCAAGUAGACGGAAUUAAUGACGAAAAUCACCAUAGUAAAUAUCACAUAAUUAAAGGUUCCAAAUCUUCUGGAAAAAAUCUAAUUAUUUAUGAAUACCCAUCACUUUCAUUAUUAUUAAGGAACUAUGUGAUAGCGAUAAUUGACUGGAUUUCAAAUAAUUUGUUUGGGAUAUCUCUAUUCAGCCAUGUGCAUAACCAAAGUGAGACUUCUAAUAGCUCCCCUAAUUUACUUGCGAGUUUAAAUCCCAAGAACAUUACAAAGUCUCUUCCUUCCAUUAGUAGUGAAUUAGAAGAAACUAAUUUAAUCAGUAAAAGAAAGAUUAAGAAUAGAUCCUCAAUCAAACCAGAAUUGCUACAUAGUAACACAAUGCCACAUCUUUCCUUAAAUUCUGGCAGUAGUAGUACUUGUGGUGCUGAUAGUGUUUGUGGGGAUAAUGAGGGCGAGGAAAAGAAUUCAGGCCAAUUUAAAAUAAUGGCGAACUUGUUAGACAACAAUGUGAUUAUUGGUUGGCUUCCAAGAAGCUGGAGAGCUUACUGUUUACUCAUUGGAGAAAAUAUGAUGAAUAAGUCAAACAAAUUCAAAUACUGGAUUCUGGUUGCAAUUAUUUUAAUAGGCCAAGUCCCACAAUGGAUUAUUUUGUUAUUUCCCUCUUUUAUAGUAAAAUUUAUUGGAUGUAUGGUUUUUGGAUAUAUAUAUCCAUUGAUAAUGAGCUUGAGAACAAGUAGCAAUAUUGGAAGUAGUUAUUAUCCUCUAAGCUCCAAAAUUGGUGAAAAGUUACAAACCUGGGUCAUCUAUUUGAUUGCAUUUAAUACUAUGAACGAAUUAUUCUCCAUAAAUAAACGAUAUCUCUUGGGGAUAAUCUCUUGGAUACCUUUCAAGAUUCACAUAUAUUACCUGAUGAUCCUUAUUCUCCAGCUUACUUCCUCUAUAAUCCCAGUUCUUACAAAACAGGUUAAGUUUAAAACAAGCUAA